Mya arenaria is the source of this 1543-nucleotide messenger RNA. RefSeq lists its product as uncharacterized. The transcript has 5 exons. NCBI's taxonomy places the organism in Eukaryota, Metazoa, Mollusca, Bivalvia, Myida, Myidae. Bases 238 to 672 code for a protein of 144 amino acids. The record is from RefSeq and is a predicted model, not a curated record.
CAGUUCGACAUAAGUAACAAAGAAAAUGUGUGAAAUUCAACCACAGGGGCUGAAAUAGGAGGUCGACAUAGCGAAAAAAUCGAGAUAGAAAAUUGAACACAAGCAGUUUUAAUUUAUAUAGAAUAAGAAGGAAUAAAUUCGGGUCCGAUGAAAGAAGUCGUCACAACUGGAAAGUUGAGAUAUCUGACGUUGACAUAGCGGGUUUGGACUGUAUUACAAGGAUUUUUUCAGAGUGACAUGCAGGCAUACCUCCCUGGUUGUUUAUACAUUCUGAGAAGCAUCGUUCAUAAUGACUACUCCCUGAGACACAGAUUGGCACAUGAUACCAGCUUGUACCUGACACUCAUCAGAGGUGGGCAGUUUUAUUGCAUACAUUAUAAUGGCUACUCCCUGAGACACAGACUGGCACACGAUACCAGCUUGUACCUGACUCUUGUUCAAGUAACGCUACUAUUUUCAAAUGAUGGAAGAACAUGCUACGAGGUGACUCAAAUCCGUUGCCGUUUGAUGAACAAGCUAGAUUCUACAUGGGAACCCGAGGCGAUAGAAAGAUGGGACGCCGUGACACAAGGGUUGGCAGUGUUAAUGCAGCAGUACAGAUCCAUGGCGGUUCUCCUAAUGAUGUCUGAGUGUUGCCGGUCUUGUCAAAUCUGUCACUUGCACUGCAGAUGAGGGACGCGGUAUACAACGCGGUCGGUACAUUGGUGAAUGGUGCUAUCAUAACAGUCCGUUCAAUGAAGGAGCACCCUGGGCAGAACCUCCAGCAUCUUCCCCAGACCAUUGACCAUCUCACCGAGCAGUCGUUCCGAUUGAGCCGCCAAAAGCCGUGUGAAGUCACUGACUUUAAGGAGCAAGUAUACGACAAGUUCAUCGACGCUGGAGAAGCAAUUUCCACACAUCCCCAUGUCAGAAACAUUCUGCGCAUUCAACCCUACUACCGUGCCGGCCGACGACCAAGCAGAGUUAAACGACCAUUGCACAGACGAAGAUGCUGGCGGACCGAUUUACCUGCGUUCUUCCAGAUGCCAGUGCAGCCGUCUCUUAGUACCGAGUUUUGAAAAACAUCAUUACGCAGGACACGACACUACGCCAGGCAACCACAACAGUCCUGAUGCAGAAGGUGGCCGAAUGUUGCGGGGUGCCAUGCCUAACCUAGGUUUAUAAGCUACUGUUGGCCUGCUUAUUCUGUUGUCGAACGAGGGUUCUCGGCCUUGAAGGGUGUUAAAACGGCACAACGUGACAGACUACAGAAUGAAACGUUGAACGCCAUCUUACAUGUGUCUAUGGACGGCCCCACCUUCGCCAACUUUAUGGAGACUUGGGUCGAGCAGAUGGUGACACAGUGGGCCAAGGCCAAGCACAGGCUCCUUGUUUAGAUUGAAAGUUUUAUAUGUUGUCUGACAUUCUGUCUGUAAUCACGGCUUCUACAGUCGCGUCAUCGUCAUUAAUGUUGUAGCAUUCAUUUGUUCUAUUCUGUAUUUUUGUCAUUAUGUUAUUUAAUAAAUUAUCAUCUCGUACAUUUACAAAAAUGAUAAAAAGUGAA